Messenger RNA from Hemiscyllium ocellatum (epaulette shark), 9011 nucleotides. RefSeq names its product CTD (carboxy-terminal domain, RNA polymerase II, polypeptide A) small phosphatase-like a (gene ctdspla). Bases 737 to 1561 code for a protein of 274 amino acids. The record is from RefSeq and is a predicted model, not a curated record. The transcript is spliced from 8 exons. Gene Ontology annotation, molecular function: RNA polymerase II CTD heptapeptide repeat phosphatase activity. NCBI's taxonomy places the organism in Eukaryota, Metazoa, Chordata, Chondrichthyes, Orectolobiformes, Hemiscylliidae.
GAAGUUGUGAGGAGGAAAGAAAGUAGAGUGAGAGAGAGGGUGGGGAAAAAGAAAGGCGACGAAAGAAGGAGCAAAAAAAAAGUGGAAGAGGGUUUCUUGAAACAGACGGCGCACAUUUUCUUGUUGUUUUUGAAUCUGAGGGAAGUUCCAGCUCCUCCAUAUUGGAGACCAAGCGACGACGUUUGACAAGAAAUAAUAUCUUAAGGGAGAAAACACAUACCCCAGCCCAGCAGGAGAGACGACGCCGCAAAAAAAGAAAAAGGAUUUUAAAAAUCGCAAUUAAGGCUUCGGGGAAAUCAAGAAACAUUAUUUUCUCCGCGUUUAGUGUCGGAUAAAUUGUGUUUGAAAUCUCUCCACUCACCGGACAGCUCGGCGUCUUCCUCUCUCCGGGCCGCGGGCGAAAGGCGGUUAUUUUUUGAAUUUUCCUGACAUAAACAUUAAUAUAAAUGGUUGACUGAAAUAUAAUUAUUUUUCUGGGGGGGGUGGGGAGAGAGAGACGUAAAAGAAAGUUGCAGAGAAUUAUAUUUUCUGCAUUUUGUGUUUUUUUUGGAAAAAAAGUAUUUAAUUUUUUUUCAACCCUUUGCCCGUCUUCUCCCUGUGGCGUAUAUAUGUAUUAAAAAUUCUACAUAUAUUUUUCAUCUGGAGUGGGUGAAGGGAACGGCUUGUUUGUUUUCGGUGUAUUUUCUGAAGGAAAUCGCGGAGGGCCCGACGGCCAAAAGCAGGAAGGGUUUGUUCGAUGGACAGCACGUCCAUUAUAACGCAGGUCAGCAAAGAGGAUGAGAUUAUUUCAUCGUCCCAGGAAAAAGUUUCUCAGAGCAGCCUCAGCUUGAAGAAACAGAGGAGUCGAAGCUUUUUCAACUCGUUCCUCUGUUGUUUUCGUGACUACAAUGUGGAGUCGACGACCAGCAACUGCAACAGCAAUGCUCAGAUCCCAACGGUGGAGGAGAAUGGGUCAAUUGCUAAGUCUGACCAGGUACAGGUCACCCCCAGCCCCAGUCCUCCGGCCAAAUUCCUCUUACCAGAGAUGAGAGUAUCUGAUGUUGGAAAGAAAUGUGUAGUCAUCGACUUAGAUGAAACCUUAGUACAUAGUUCCUUUAAGCCUAUUAACAAUGCUGAUUUCAUUGUUCCUGUUGAGAUAGAUGGGACUGUUCACCAGGUUUAUGUAUUGAAAAGACCACAUGUCGAUCUCUUUUUGCAAAAAAUGGGGCAACUCUUUGAAUGUGUUCUCUUUACAGCCAGUCUAGCCAAGUAUGCAGAUCCAGUGGCAGACUUGCUGGAUCGUUGGGGCGUGUUCAGGGCCAGGCUCUUCAGAGAAUCAUGCGUUUUCCACCGAGGAAACUAUGUGAAAGAUCUCAGUCGACUAGGGAGGGACUUGAGCAAGGUCAUUAUAGUGGAUAACUCGCCGGCAUCCUACAUCUUCCAUCCUGAAAAUGCAGUGCCUGUGCAGUCCUGGUUCGACGACAUGUCAGAUACUGAGUUGUUUGAUCUGAUUCCAUUCUUUGAAGGACUGAGUAAAGAAGAGGAUGUUUACAGUAUGCUGCAGAACCUCCGCGGCAGGUAGCGAUUGUGCUCCGGGCAUGUCUUCUCGGCAGAUUCUUAGGUUGUUCUUGCCCGAUUUUUAUCCCAUUCCCCUUCACUUCCCCAAUCUACGCCCUUGCCACUUCCCAUCCCUCCCCCUUCGCAGCGUUGUGUUUUUGUUUUUUGUAAUGAAAGGAAAGCUUCCUUCAGUUUCCCCUGCCUCGCGUACCUGUGCUUGGAUCGAAACUGCAACUCUUGGAGGAGGAGCAGGAGGGAGGUAUCAUCAGACAAGAAACACUUCAGUGGUUCCUGUCGUUGACUCGUUAUGGACAAGGUGAUUGACGUCCACUGAGCUUCUCAAAGCCUGACGUUGGAAAGUCGCACAUGACCAGACUUCAUCUAAAAGGAAGAACUAUCAGAGUAAAUCACCGACAUAAAAAACAAAAUGAAAAAAUUGUUAUGGACUACAGUUUGAGUAGAAAACUUCUCUCUACCUACCAAAAACAAGUAUUUGAGCAGUUCUGUGAUAUUUUGAGUACUUUUUCCCUCUUUUGUUAAUUUUUUUGGUUGUUGCUAUGCAGACAGUCAUGCUGACCUACAGUAGCUGACCUGAUUCUGUGAUCUCACUUUUGCAGAAUGAAGUGCCUUUUUGAAGAAAAAAAAGUUGAUAAUUUUAGAUGAGAAAAAAAAGCAGAGUUAAUUUUUUUGUACACUGCAUAUUCCAGAGAUCUUUUAUCUUUUAAUGACUGUAAGUUUUAAAACAAAAAAAUCUUUAUGAGCACUGUUAUUUAUGCUGAACACGUUGAAUUAUAAGUGCUGGGUAUAAGUCUCCAGAGUCAUUAAACUUUAAAUUUUAUAUCAAUUGGCUUAACAAUAGUUAAUGGGCACCCAAUUAUGUUUUUUUUAAUUACUAUUUUAAAUAUAGAUAUAGUUUAGGGUUACCAAUGUCACUUAAAAAAACAGCCACUGCAGUCUGACUUGAUCAGGGACAGAUUGCAAGUUGGAAUUAUUCAGAUCCAACAGGUACUCUGGGGAAUGACAUGGUGCUGCCAGAUACUGUAAUGGAUACUUUUAUUUUCUUUCUCCCACCACAUUGUUGUACACUGCCUCCCCCCCCUCCCCUUUCCACCUCUUUUAAUCUAAAUAGAAUGCCAAAAGGGUUUGCUAAAUCUUGAUGCGGGUUCCGUGUCUGUAGCUGAAGUAUCGAUUUAACUAAAUUCCUCCACUUUAGCAUUCACACAAUCAACACUACAACAUUGCAGGGAGUGGUGUUGGACGAGUCUUGCCUUGAAUUUUGUGGACAGAUUUCUGCCAGCAUGUUCUGUGCAUGGAAGGAUGUCUGACCACAUCACAAACACUCACGGUGUGCAUCGUGAUGGACAGCGGGCACAGGGACAGAGUGAGCGGGGUUUGGGGCCGGGGGUGGGGGGAGGAGUUAUCACAGGUGAGCUAUAUAGUAUGGUGGAAAUUUUGGGGCAUUUAAGAUCCGAUCUUUGCAAACAAUGUUACUGUUGUUCUGUUUAUUUCAAACUUUACCUGCUAUCUCCAUGAAACAAUCAAUCCAUCGCAAAUGGCAGCAGUGAUAAUGCUUGGAUUUAUAUUGUGAACGAGUCUGUCUGUCUUUUGUUACCUCAAAUGCACUGUCUGAUGCUAAACCUUACUAAGUGGCUUCCUUUCUCUCACUGUCUUUCGCUGGAUGUUGGGGGUCUCAUCUGAAAACUGGGUGUCUCACUCCACAGUCUGUGAGUACUGAUGCAGCAUGUCGAUGGGCUACAGUUUUCAACUAAAUUUUCAAAGUUAUUUAAGUUUUCAUUUUAUACUUACCUCCCUUCCUUCCUACCCAUUCGAACUCUGAUUUCUCUUUAAAGGUAGCUCUGUGGCAGCAGGCCACUGUUGUCACCUUGAGGAAGAAGAUUAUCUUCUUGGAUUUUCUUUAGGGUGGAAUUUCCUCUUUUGUUAGUCUCCAACAGAUACUGAACAUAUGUCCAUGUGCAUGUGCAGACUGGCCAAUUUUCAAAUUGUCCACAUUGUUAGUAAAUGUAACUUUGUCAGUAGUGAUACUGGAGAUGAUGUUAGCGCAGAAGUGAAAAGUCCGGAGCUGAGUAUAACUUGCACAGUCAAGUCACAAACAGGCUUGGUAGCUCAGGCAGCGUCUGUGUAGAAAAAGAGUGGUGUCGAAGGUCAAUGAACCUCCAUGAGAACUAACUUUUUUAUUUGCCUAUUUUUUGUCCUUGGCCAUUUAUUUACUUGUUUGCCAGUACAGGUUAGCCUGCUAUCUUUCUUAUUGGUCCAGCACAACGACGGUGGCUUUAUUGUAUUGAUUUUAUUUGUUGAACUGACUGUAAUGCCUGGGAUGGGCAAUAGGGACAGCAUGGAGGAAUAGUUUUAAAAGCCAGAUUUACUGCCCAAUUACUUUGUCUCAAAAUGGAUGUUGGGAUAAGCAAGAGGACAGGGUAGAGUUGGACAAUAGUAUUGGCCAGUAUACUCAAUGUGGGAGGAUACAAAAAGAAUGGCCACUUUGGGUAAGUUAGCAGAACAUUAUGGAAUAACACCUAGUACUUUUUUUGGCAGGUGACGAUUUAAAAUAACAAAUGGUGUGUAGGCUGUGAAGUAAAGAUAUCACUUCUAUAUUUCCCACUUAGGUGAUUGCAUUGAAAAAAUUUGCACAUGAAACAUAUUGAUAGCGCUCUUUCCUUCCAUUUUAUAAUUAUUUUAGCAAAUCUGUUAGGAGGGAAUACCACACUGUUACCAGUUUCCAUGUUUCUUUGGCAGGUUAAAUUCUUGAAUGCUGUUUUAAUUUCAGAUUUUUACAUUCCUGAGUGGAAUGUGUACCCUUGUGUAUUGGCAGUAGCUUUGAGUUUCAGUGUUUAAGUUACAACCUAAUACAAUAUACAAUACCUAAUUACAGAAUGGUUGGUAACUCACUGAACCCCGUUUGAAUUUCAUCUGGAUAGGCAAAAUCUUUCAUCGUUGAAACUAGUAUAUCCCCAGUGAAGUGUAUUGAGGCAUUUUUGUUCAGUUAGUGCCACAGCACAAAGUCUUUUUUCUGUUGGAAAUCUACAAAUGUCCAGGUAAUGGUUGGUGCUGCACAGUAUUGCUGUGAGGCACAAUAUUGUUUAAAGCAAACAAGGAAGAGUUUGGCUUGUAACCAGCUCGUGGAUUGUAGAAAUAAAUCCAUCACAACAGUGAAUGGGAAAUGUUCCACUACAUAUCCUCCCUCAAAAUGUGCGAAAUACAUGAAGAUCUGUUGAUGCAUUUGUUUCACUGUUUGUAAUUACUGAUGCCACAGAUUUGCUUCUGGUUGCCUAGAAUAGCAAAGAUUACAAAUUUAUAUAGCACAAAAGUCUAUUUGGCCCCUCUGGCCAAGCCUAAGAUCUAUCUACUUUGUCCUGUCUCCUGCUGUUCCCCAUAUCCUUCUAAAUUUAUCUUUCAGUUUAUUUAUCUAUUCCCUUCUGAAAGUUAUCAUUAAAAUUGUUUCCACGAAUUUUCAGACAGCACUUUCUAGAUCAUAAUAACACUGUGUAAUUAAGUAAUAACUCCUCUCCCUGAGUUGUUCUUGUCAAUUAUUGUAAAUCUACACUCUAGAUACCGUUCUUCUUGGCAAUGAGAACAUUUGUUCGGAUGCACUCUUAUUAUAAAAUUUUCUUCAUUUUUACAUGGUAAGCUUUCCACAUGCUGGGGGUUUCAUUAUGCUUUUUGUUGCUUGUACAUCUGACAGAUCUGCAGGCUGACUGCUCCUCAUUGCAAACCCCACGCAGUCCAAGAUUGGCCUGUGAACAGUUAAACCCACUUGCAUACUGUUUCUUUAGUCCUUUGACAAUUUGCUGUUCCAUUUAUUUUGAACUAGUUAAUAUCUUCAGCAAAUGGGGGGAAACCUGCUGAACCUUUGUUUGCCCUCUAGGGUUUGGCGUGUGCUUUUAAACUCCAGUUAUCCAUGAACUAUCAGGAAUUCUGACUAAAUCCUAUAAAGAAGAUCUCAGAAUUUUGGAUGACUUGUGGGUUCCUCUUGUGAAGCAUUGGGGUACUCGGGCUCUGCCUAGAUUAUUUUCUGUAGGGUGGGGAGGGGACAACCAAAUUUCAUCAUCCUGUAUUAACUAGAGAAAGUUUAUCCUUCAGCUGGUAAAUCCAAGGCUCAUGUUAUCUGCGAUGCCCUCUAGAGGAAAUAGCUUGUUAGUCAUCAUUGUUGAUAGUCAUAGAGUCUUAGAGAGUCAUAGAGAUGUACAGCACAAAAGCAGACCCUUCAGUCCAACUCGUCCAUGCCGACCAGAUAUCCUAACCCAAUCUAGUCCCACCUGCCAGCAUCUGGUCCAUAUCCCUCCAAACCCUUCCUAUCCAUAUACCCAUUCAGAUGCCUUUUAAGUGUUGCAAUUGUACUGGCCUCCACCACUUCCUCUGGCAGCUCAUUCCAUACAUGUACCACCCUCUGAGUCAAGAAGUUGCCUCUUGGGUCUCUCUUAUAUCUUUCCCUUCUCACCCUAAACCUAAGCCCUCUAGUUCUGGAUUCCCCGACCCCAGGGAAAAGACUUUGUCUUUUUAUCCUUUCCAUGUCCCUCAUUAUUUUAUAAACCUCUAUAAAGUCACCCCUCAGUCUCCGGCGUUCCAGGGAAAACAGCCCUAGCCUAUGCAACCUUUCCCAAUAACUCAAAUCCUCCAACCCUGGCCAACAUCCUUGUAAAUCUUUUCUGAACCCUUUCAAGUUUCACAACAUCUUUCCAAUAGGAAGGAGACCAAAUUACAUGCAAUAUUCCAACAGUGGCCUAGCUAAUGUCCUGUACAGCUGCAACAUGACCUCCCAACUCCUCAGAGUACUCAAUACUCUGACCAGUAAAAGAAAGCAUACCAAACGCCUUCACUAUCCUAUCUACCUGCGACUCCACUUUCAAGGAGCUAUGAACCUGCACUCCAAGGUCUCUUUGUUCAGCAACACUCCCUAGGACCUUACCAUUAAGUGUAUAAGUCCUGCUAAGAUUUAUUUUCCCAAAAUGCAGCACCUCACAUUCAUCUAAAUUAAACUCCAUCUGCCACUUCUCAGCCCAUUGGCCCAUCUGAUCAAGAUCCUGUUGUAAUCUGAGGUAACCCUUCUUCACUGUCCACUGCACCUCCAAUUUUGGUGUCAUCUGCAAACUUAACUAACUAUACUUCAUCAUUCCCAUUUGUUUGGGAUAGUGACCAGGUAACAGUUUAUGUGUGAGAUUUUGACCCAGCAAAAAUACAACACUCACCGCCCCCCCCCGCAGUGAGACAGUAACAAAGGAAUUAAAUGUUUGAAUACAAUAUAGUAAACAUGAGAGGGAGAAUAAUUAAUUGUGGAGAAGAAGAAUGAACCAUGAAGUUCAGAGUUUGCUUGCUAUAUGUGAGUCACAGUUGAUGGAGUUGAAUAGGAUAAAGGCCAGGAACAGUCUGCAGCAGUGAGCUUUAAUUAGCUUUCAGUAAUCAGUGCCAAGUAUGAAUGGCCAUUUAUUGCUCCACACACCUAUUAGGGAAAGAUUAUUGAACAAAUGAAACCAAGAAAUUCAUUUGCUCUUUAUUUAUUCAUCAUAUAGCAAUUUGCAUUAUCCAUAUUUUCAUAAGGGGAAUUAACCUUUCAUGGACUUGUUUAUUAUGUGUCUAGGAAUAUUUACUGUGAAACUACACUUGCAAUAAUGAACCUGAUAGAUCAUAAACGUCAGGUGUAGUCAUUGCUUUUUAUUCAUUCUCAUUUUGGACUCAGUUCUAUUUCAGUGGAUGCUGCUCACGUUGGGAGCUUAACCCAGGGCUGUGUAAAACUAUUCCUCAUGACUAUAUGUCUAUCAUUUUAAAAAUGUUAACUGCUGUCUCCCCCUGCCCCCCCAAAAAAGUCAAGGCACAACCAUUUUGGAGGACUGGCCAGGCACUACAGAAUUGCUCUACAAUUUUUUUUUAAAAGUUUUUGUAUGCUUUAAAACUUUUAAAUGUGGUAUUGGCAAGUGCCUCUUCUAUUUCCUUUAAAAAAUUAUUACCCAUAAGGUUAUUUUUUAACCCUGUUGCAAAUGUUUUCUGUUUCAUAGCAGAGUACGGAGAGUACUGCAACUUUCCAACAUAUUAAUGUAAUCUGCAUUUGCUUUUUUUCUCUCAAGCUCCUUUCCAUGCACCAUAUCAUAGUAAGAAUGAAAAUUGAAUUCGAUUUCUGUUUUGAAACACUCGCAGUACCUACUAAACGUCAAAUGCUUACGCGUUAAUCAAGCUUUUAGCAUUAUGGAAUGGUAACUUGCAAACCACUCCAUAUGAUUUAAUUUCAUUUUCUUCCAUUUGUUGAAGUAAACUCGCACUGGUUAAAGAAACUAACAUGGUUUCAAAAUCUUUUUACCUCUGUGACUUACUCAUAUGUAGUAUUGCAGUCAAAACUAACUUCCCAACAUUUUUCAUGCUGCUGUAUGUGUUGGACUGUGUACGAGAGUGUGAGCAUGCCUAUGUAAUCUUAAGGGACUUCAAAAAUCAACCUACAGAGUCACUAUUUAUUUCCCUCUGAAGCAUCAGUACUGUGACUGUGUGAUGGCAAUAAAAGGUCCAGAUUUACAAUGACAUUGGUUGGUUUGAGUGAAGUGGGAGGGAGCUGGAUGAGGGAAAUGGAGUAAUAUGGCCAUAGUACACCGAGUGAGAGAAUGUGUGUUUGUUAAGUGCUGUGUAUCCAUCCUAUGAAUCAAUGUAAGAGGCACAUACUCAGCUUAGUUAGCCAAACAUUACUUUUUUUAAGUGUGUAGAUUAUGUACAACUCCUUUUUAAUGUAAUCGUGUUCAGCUCAAACCAAUGGUUUGUACGGUCUUUCCAUUUUUCUUUUUAAAAACUUGGCAAACAAAUGAACCACUUGCCUUAAACUCCAGUAAAUGAAUGUUCAACAUAAUUUCUGUUCUCUCACAAGUUGUAUAGACUCUGUACAGUGAUAUGGACUAACUGUUUGUUUUCUCUAAGUGCAGAGGAUUGUGCAGGAAACAUAAUCCCAGUCUGAAAACAAAAUUGAGCAUUCCAUUUAUCUUUAAUUCUGUAAAAAUCUCGACUGUUCUAAAACCGGUGUUUGUAAAUGGUCUGUUCUGUGCCUCUGAUUCUAAAGGUGCUCCAAAGGAUGUUUGCCUUUUAAAUGGUUGCUUGGGGAUGGGUGGGGGUGGGGAAGGAAGGGGAAAGGAAAUAGAGUAAGGGAAACUAUGCAAAACAAGCUGUUGAGGCUAGGGAGGGGGUAGGUCUUCCCUCUCUGCAUCCUUCAACUUCCCAUAGUUACCUUUCCAUUUCCCUGCCUACUCCAGACUGUUCAGAAAAAAAAACACCAGACAGACAGGGGAGAAGGUAGGGUGGGAGGGACCUUGCUUGUUUUUCAUAGUUUUAUUGUAGUUCCACAGUUGGUGGCACUUUUCCACUUUGAUCAGCAAUACUUGAGAAACACUAUAAAGUUUAAGAGGGAAAGAAACAGAAAUGGUUGUUACUGUCGGUUAUUGAAUAAUCUGUUUCUUUACUUUCACCAAUAAAAUAAACUUUUAAACAAA